AUGCAAAGUUACAAGAAGGUAUUUUUUCAGAACAAACACCAAACUGCAAUGAGUUCUUUAAAUGCGAGUUUUCACCAGAAUAUCUCCAUUGUUCAUCCUGAAUACUUUUUCAUCAUUGGACUUUCAGGUAUACCUUACAGCAGUUAUUACUAUAUAUUUUUAUUUAUUGUUUAUUUUAUUACUAUGAUUGGGAACUCUGUAGUUCUUCUCAUUAUUGCUCUUGAAAGAAGUCUGCACAGUCCAAAGUACUUUGGUGUGUUUAACUUGGCCUUGUCUGAUCUUGGUGAAACUAAUGCACUAAUUCCUAACAUGAUGAAGACUUUGUUAUUUGACUCACGGUACAUCUCCUACAAUGCUUGUUUAGUGAACAUGUUUUUUGUGUUUCUCUUCAGUUCCAUGCAGAGUUUCACUCUUGUUGUUCUGGCAUAUGAUCGUUUGAUUGCCAUUUGUUUGCCCUUAAGAUAUCAUUCUCUUGUAAACAAUACCACUAUGAUUUGUAUUUUGUCAGCAGUUUGGGCAUUUAAUUCUUCAGUUGUGGGCUUGAUGGUGUUUUUUAUUAACCAACUUUCUUUCUGUGAAUCUAUUGUGAUACAGAGUUAUUUUUGUGAUCAUGGACCAGUGUAUAGGUUGGCAUGUAAUGACAGUAGCAUUAAUAAGAUGUUUGCGUUUCUCAUCUCAGCUUUAUACAAUGUAGUACCAAUGAUCCUUAUAGUUCUUUCAUAUAUGGGCAUUUUUCUCGCUUUAAUCAAAAUUACAACUUGGCAAGGACGUUUAAAAGCUCUGAAGACCUGUGUUUCUCACUUGUUGUUAGUAGGAAUUUAUUUCCUGCCCAUAUGCUUCUCAUACAUUGCUGCAGUGUUGCUUUUUCUCACACCCAAUACAAGGGUCAUCAGCACAUCUCUGGCAUAUGCUAUUCCACCGAUGCUAAAUCCUAUCAUUUACGUUUUAAACACAGCUGAAAUAAAAGACAUCAUUAGAAAAAUGUUUAAAAACAGAUUAGAGAACAUGUCAAAUUAG
This is a messenger RNA of Puntigrus tetrazona (Sumatra barb), 1017 nucleotides long. Its product is annotated as olfactory receptor 1M1-like. NCBI's taxonomy places the organism in Eukaryota, Metazoa, Chordata, Actinopteri, Cypriniformes, Cyprinidae. The record is from RefSeq and is a predicted model, not a curated record. Gene Ontology annotation, cellular component: membrane. Gene Ontology annotation, molecular function: olfactory receptor activity; G protein-coupled receptor activity. Gene Ontology annotation, biological process: G protein-coupled receptor signaling pathway. The transcript is spliced from 2 exons. Bases 1 to 1017 code for a protein of 338 amino acids.